AAUCGCAAAAAAGAGUAUCGCAAAAAUAAAGAUCGCCACGCAACUAAUAUACAUCCUCCUAUCACCACAAAAAAACCAGAAAACCAAAACUAAAACCAAAACUAAACCCCCAAAAAAACCAAAAGAAUCCCCCUUAGAGUUGGUUGACUAGGAUUCAGGCUUUCAGGAUCGAGGCAAGGAGGCUGAGGCGACACGGACUUCGAAUUCGAAUCCAAAUCCGAGAUCAGAGUAGGCUGAGCUCUAGCUCAGAUGUCCAAUUCUCGGAGUACAAACUAUAACACAACACAUCUCGUACCCAUUCAACUGUAGACUCACCAACUCACCAAAAAAAAACUAAAAUCCCAAGGAUUCCCGCAAGCCGAACCAACUAAGGAGCCAGGAGUAGAGGAGUAGAGGAGACUCGAGACUCAAGAAACCGGGAACCGGAACCGGUAGCCGCGCCACACCGUCGAAUGAUGUUAGACAUUAAGAAAACCAGAGGAUUCCACAAGAUUCCACAGGCAUCCAAAUUGCAGGCAACGGCGAACGCAGCCCCAUCAGGAGGAUCAUCAGCAUCCGCAUCAGCAUCCGCAGCAGUAGCAGCAGCAGCAGCCGCUGGAGAGACAAGCGCAGUCACAGGAACAGCAACUGGUAACCAGAACACAUCGUCGCGUCGAGGUUCCGGCUCCAUAUCGCGACUAAAGGGAAGUAAACACACCACGGCAACUACUGGUGCUGCAGCCGGAGCAUCGGUGGCUGUGGGCAAAACACACGCCGCCUUGGCGGCAGCCAAAUACGGAGGCGGAGGUGGAGUAACUGCAGCCGUACGCUCUGGUCCUGGAACUGCAGCAGCAGGAGCAGGAGCUAAUCCCGUGCGAGCCGCCAAUCAGCGCUAUUUCUUGGUGCCCAGCUAUAAGGACCCCACAUUCCUCAAGGCCGAAUGCGAACUGGCCCAUGCCCAGGUGACGACCCAUUCGAAGGGUAAGCCCAGCGGCAAACGUAGUCGUGCCGUGGAGGAUUCCAGAAACAAUAAUCCGGGAACGGGAACAGGAACCGGCACUGGGGUAGCAGCCGGACAACGAUCGAAUCCGGCCGGGGCGCUGGGUGAUAUGCGACGCACGCCCAUGAUCAAUGGCAAUCAGCAGACCGGCAGCAACGGCAUCGGCAACGGCACCGGCACCUCCACCAGCACCAACAACACCACCUCCAGCACAACCACUACCAUUACCACCAUCACCACCACCACCACCACCACUACCAGCAACCUGCUCAAGUACAGUGCCAGGUCAGCGGGAGGAGCCACUGCGACCGCCCACCACCUACACCACCACCAGCAGCCACAGCCACAGCAGUCCCAUAAGCUCUACAAGCUGAAGCCCAUCCACGGCAGCUGCAACAACAACUCGGGCGCUCCCGUAGCUAUUAUGAAUGGUCACACCACGACCACAACCAACCACAACAACAACAACAGCGGUGGACUCAACAGCAUCAACAACAACAUGCAACGGCAGCAGCAACAGCAACAGCAGCAGCACGAUGACAUCAGCUACAUAGACAGCGAUGAGCCGGCAGCGGGCAGCUCGGCAGGAGCAGGAACAGGCACUGGAUUAUCGGGUUCUUCGGGAGCAGGAACGGGAGCCAUCAAGUCUAGCAUUUGCUACUUUAAGCCCAUAACGCCGCCGCAGCUGAGACACCACCACCAGCAGCGGGAGCAGCGUCGGGGCGACGACCAGGAGGCUCCAGGAGGUAAUGGCAAGCGCUACGCCCGCCCCAAGUCGACCAUCAUAGCGUCGGCGCACUCCAACUUCGCGGCCAACUACGAGAAGUUCAACAACUAUCGCCAGACCAACGGAACCCCGGACCCGGCCGCCGGCUCGGAGUCGCGCACCAGUGCUGGAGGCAAUCCCAGCAGCAACGCCCGUCGGUACGGCAUCGAUUCGCUGAGCAUCAAAGCAUCGAUCGAGAAGUUCAACAACCUCAGUGGCCAGAAGCAGAGGCAGGCGACUCCGACGCCAGUGCUGGGAGCCGGAUCGCGGGCAGGAUCGUCGGGUAGCUCGGCCGCGGCCGGACGCAGCAACCAGAACAUUGGGAGCAGCAGCGGGAAUCUGCAGCAGCGCUUCAGCAGCGAUCUGGACAACAUUCGCGUGGCGGCCGGCUACAGUGGCUCCCUGACACGUGCCACCUACCGGUCGACGUCCACCGUCAGCCAGGCGGCGCCGCCGACAGCCGCCGGCUCCGGCAUCGGGUCGAUGGCGGUGAGCAAGGUGCAGAUGCGGGGAGUCCACGGUAGCAACAGCAACCGGCAGGCGGUCGAGUGCGAGGCCAUGACUAAGGUAACGAACAACGACAAUGCCGCGACAGCCACACCAGCUGCAGCCGUGGCAGCCACACCACCACCACCACCACCACAUCAGCCAUCAGCCACGUCUUCCGUCUCCACCACAGCCACAGCCACAGCCCCAGCCUCCAGUACAGUCACAGACACAAGUACAGGCCCAGCUACGGGCUCGAUAGCCGCCAGCGAUAGUACGCAGGCGAGAAGUGCCACCGGGAACAGCGGCAGUGCUCGGAGCGUCCUGCCGCCCGUGUCGCCCACAUCGAGUCGCUACUGGGAGCACGAUCGCGAUCGCGACACAACCACCAGCCGCAGCACCGUCGGCACCUCAUCCUCCCUCAACUCGUCCUCGUUGAAGCACAGCACCGACGAUGGCUACAAGAGCGCCUCCUCAGCCACCAGGGAUGAGAAGUCGGAAGGUUUGUGCGGGCUGAGAAACAUUGGGAACACUUGCUUCAUGAACUCGGUCAUCCAGUGUUUGAGCCACACCCAAGAGUUGACCCGCUUCCUGCGCUCGCACCAUGGAUCGCGUUCCGCCUCCACCAAGGAUCAGCAGAUACUCCACGAAUUUGCCAAACUCAUCCAGGAGAUGUGGACAUCGAAUGUGCACACUGUGACGCCGAUGGAGCUGAAGCGCGCCUUCUCCACCAAGCACCGCAUGUAUAGCGACUACAACCAGCAGGACGCCCAAGAGUUCCUGCGCUUCUUCCUUGACUCGCUGCACUCGGCCCUCAACACGGGCGUAAAGGGAGAGACGCUCAACAUUGAUGAUAAUCUCAGUGACAAUAAGAAGGCGGACCUCACCUGGGAGUGGUAUACGCGGCACGAGAACUCGCUGGUGCGCGACCUCUUUGUCGGGCAGCUGAAGAGCACCCUGAAGUGCACCACCUGCGGCAACACCAGCGUCACCUUCGAUCCGUUCUGGGACCUGAGCGUGCCAUUGCCCUCAUCAUCACGCUGCAAGCUGGAGGCCUGCUUGGACCUCUUCAUUCGCGAGGAGGUGCUCGACGGCGACGAGAUGCCCACAUGCGCCAAAUGCAAGACACGACGGAAAUGCACCAAGAGUUUCACCAUCCAACGUUUCCCAAAAUAUCUAGUUAUACACUUGAAACGUUUCUCGGAGACGCGCUGGAGCAAGCUGUCGAACAUCGUGGAGUUCCCCACAAUGGAUCGCGAACUAAACAUGGGCUCCUAUGGGGCCAACUCCAACUCCAAUGUGCAUUACUCGCUCUACGCGAUAUCCAAUCAUAUGGGCUCAACUGCUGGUGGACAUUAUGUGGCCCUUUGUAAGCAUCCCGUUUCCCGUAAGUGGCACGAGUUCAACGAUAAUAUUGUCAGCGAUGCCUUGUCCGAAAACUUUCUCGUUUCAUCCAGUGCCUAUAUACUUUUCUAUGAGCGUGCGUAAGCUUUCCACGCCAAUUGCAGUGUUUACUUCGUAAAAUGAAAAAAAAGAAAAAAAAAAACCAACAAAAAUAGAAGAAAAACUGGGACGAUGACGGAUGGCGGCGGCAGUAGCUUCCGUGCAAGGGACGGUGAUGUAACAUCUAAACGGGAGGACGGAGGAGACAGCAGCCAGAGCAUGCAGCCGGGAAGGAGCCGGGAAAAAACUUGUAGAAACGCUUCGUAGAACGGCAUUAAAUGAAAAUUACUUAAUUUAACUAAGCUUAAACUGCAAGCACAGGCAACGCAACUAACACCCAAAACAACCCACAAUGCAAGACCCGAGAAACCAAACCAAUUAGGCGCCGGAGGCGGCCCGAAAGCGAAGUAGCAAGUGUGCAUAGAGAUCAUGGACAAAAUGUACAUACUGCAUAGUUGAGCUUCGAUGUCUUAACAUAAACAUGAGAAAACAAUGAACUUGUGUGUGUGAACAAACAAACAAACAAACUAAAAAAAAAAAUCAAUUUUCGGCAAACCAACAAACCUAAACAAACUAUAAACAAAAAUAUCCUGAAAAGAACCAAUCGAAUCGAACUAUUUACAGGAUUCUUUUGUAUAACACACGCACUGACACCAAACACACCACACACAUCACACACACUAAAUCUCGAAAAUAGCAAUCAGCAAUCUAUGUUUCAAUAUUCCUCUAUUAAGUGUUAUUUAUUAAAAACAAAAUUUUUACAUUGAAUUAACCGGGAAGGUCGUGUCUCUCUCUAACCUCUGACCCUUCGGGGCAUAGUCCUCUAUUUAUUGUAAUAUUGUAUAUUGGUUUGCCGAAAAAAGAGUGUCAUGUGGUUGUGUAUAAAGAAAUAAAAAAACAACAAAAAUAAGAAACUAACUACAAUAUUAAAGUGAAACCGAACCGGGAAAUGAAACUAUGCGGAAACUCGGAAGAAUACUAUAAAUAUUUAAAUUCGUCUUUCUUGUGCAAUAUAUUUCAUAAAAAAAAAAGAAACUGCAAUAAAUAGUUCCAACUUAAGACGAUUAACAAAAAAAUACCUUAAAAAAAUAAAACAUCGCAAUCGCACCACAAAAAUCACACUAAAACCUUAAAAACUUAACUAAGAGAAACGGCUUUUUACAACAAAAAAAAAAACAAUAGUAAUUAAUUAAUGGAUAAAACGAGAAAGGAAAACGAAAACGACGCAAGUAAAGCUGAAAUCUGCAUUGUGAAAACGUACUUAUGAUAAAUGCUAGUAGUAAAAUUUAAAAAACAAAAAAACAAAUUUAAAAAACAAAAAACAAAUGGGGGAGAAACGAGAAAGCAACAACACCAAAAACCACAACACGAGUUCGACAAAAAUAUUGUUAUCGUUUAGCCAAGACACCAACCAAAAAACCAUCCAGCCCCGUGGGGGGCCUAACUUCCCCAAGACAAGACACCAACCGCGCGGACUCCGCCAAGGGCAACCAGUAGAUUGUUUUCAAUUUUUUUUUUUUAAUAUUUAAAAUUGUAUUAUUUUUUGCGUGUGUUUUUAAUUAUUCGGUGGGAGAAGACCACAACUAGUCUCAAAAAAAAUAUAAGAUGCAAUGAAAAACUCAACACUGUUAUUUAUGAGCUAUAUACCUUAUGUUAAAAAAAUAACUGUUUAUGUCGUAAUUUUUAAUUUUGUUUGAUUUUGUGCGUACAUAUUUCAUAGUUUAAGUCGAGAGUUUUACACUCACUCCCUCCUCCUCCCCAGCUACCCUCCAUGCCCCCCCUCCCGCGAGUACAUACUAAAUCAACUUAUACUUGCUAUAUACUUACAUACAUAUAUAUAUAUAAAGAAUAUAUAUUUUUGUUGCCUAUUUUGUUUUUAUACCUACAUACAUAAAUAAUAUAUAUUAUGUAAUUUAUUUAUUUAUUGUAUUUAUGUAAAUGAUAUAUAAACCACACAAAUACACAAUACACACACACACACACACACACCCAGAACCACAACCACAACGACUCACUGUUACACUCAGCGAAACUGGAAUAAAUAUGUGUACAUAAUUGAA
Drosophila bipectinata is the source of this 5734-nucleotide messenger RNA. RefSeq names its product Ubiquitin specific protease 2 (gene Usp2). NCBI's taxonomy places the organism in Eukaryota, Metazoa, Arthropoda, Insecta, Diptera, Drosophilidae. Gene Ontology annotation, biological process: protein deubiquitination. The record is from RefSeq and is a predicted model, not a curated record. Gene Ontology annotation, molecular function: cysteine-type deubiquitinase activity. Gene Ontology annotation, cellular component: cytoplasm.